This is a messenger RNA of Rhea pennata, 1464 nucleotides long. It is a transcript of the gene C1GALT1C1, whose product is annotated as C1GALT1 specific chaperone 1. Gene Ontology annotation, molecular function: N-acetylgalactosaminide beta-1,3-galactosyltransferase activity. The transcript is spliced from 2 exons. The record is from RefSeq and is a predicted model, not a curated record. The coding region runs from base 140 to 1096 and encodes 318 amino acids. Lineage: Eukaryota; Metazoa; Chordata; Aves; Rheiformes; Rheidae.
CGGGCGCCGGGGCGCUUACGCAGGCCGGCCCGGCAGCGCCGCUACGGGAGCGCAGCCUGGGCUCAGGCGCCUCCUGGGGAAUCUGCAGCAGCCGGGCCCUUCCCGCGAGUGCGCCAAGCGCCGUUGCUUUCUAGGGAAAAUGACUUCCGAAAGCAGCUCCUUCGUGAAAGGACUGGUGCUAGGAGGAGUCUUCUGCGUGCUGGUCACGCUCCUGGGACACGUUAAGCUGGGCCAUGGGACUAAGGCACGUCACCACGAGCACCAUCACAUUCAAGCUCCCAACAAAGAAGACGUCUUAAACCUUUCAGAAGGUGAGCGCAUGGAGCUUAGCCAAAGUAUCAGCGUUUACUGUAUCAUCCUGGUGAGACCCAAGGAUCUCGGGCACUGGGCUGCCGUGAAGGAGACGUGGAGCAAACACUGUGACAAGGCGGAGUUCUACAGCUCUGAGAAGGUUAAAGUAUUUGAUUCAGUAGCCCUCAACACAAAUGAUAUGUGGAUGAUGAUGAGAAAAGCUUACAAAAUAACUUACGAACGUUAUAAAAAUGAAUUCAACUGGUUCUUUCUUGCACAUCCAACAACAUUUGCCAUUAUUGAAAAUCUUAAGUAUUUCUUGCUGAAAAAAGACCCCUCACAGCCUUUUUAUAUAGGUCAUACUGUGAAAUCUGGUGACCUUGAGUAUGUAGAUGGUGAUGGAGGAAUAGUCUUAAGCAUCGAAUCACUACGACGGCUUUCCACUGUUAUUGAAGACUCCGACAAGUGUCCGGAGCAGGGAGGUAUGAUCUGGAAACUUUCUGAGGAUAAACAGCUAGCAGUCUGCCUGAAGUAUACUGGAGUGUUUGCUGAAAACGCAGAGGACUCGGAAGGAAAAGAUGUCUUUAACACCAAAUCAGUCAGCACUCUUAUUAAAGAAGCGAUGUCUAGUCACCCUCAACAAGUGGUGGAAGGCUGCUGCUCAGACAUGGCCAUCACCUUCAGCGGACUGGCCCCAAACCACAUGCACGUAAUGAUGUAUGGUGUUUACAGGCUGAGACCAUAUGGACACACUUACAAUGAUGCACUUGUCUUCUUACCACCUGCAGGCUCAGACAAUGACUGAUGUCUCUUUGAAGAAGGCAUGUAACCAUGAAGUCAGCCCUUCUGGUGACGUGUGUCUGUACAGACAGAUUCCAUUUUUGUAUCUGAUGGUACUGGUAACAUUUUUGCACAAUAAGGUUUGGUAAUGCUUUUAAUUUUAAAAGUGGAAAGAACUUUUUUCUAGAACUUUUAUACAGAAAUGUUUCUGGCUUUUGACAGUGCUGCAAUGGAACGAUAAAAGGAGUUGUUCAUGUUUGUGAUAAAGGAAAUUAAAUUUAUAUGGGGUGUUUGUAUAUGUAAAUAUUUAUUAAUGAAAAUUCAAGUGAACUUUAAAUCUGUUACAAAUAUUUUUGCAAUAUUUUGAUUCUUUGAAUUCUUUCAGGCAUUUCU